This is a messenger RNA of Fraxinus pennsylvanica, 801 nucleotides long. NCBI's taxonomy places the organism in Eukaryota, Viridiplantae, Streptophyta, Magnoliopsida, Lamiales, Oleaceae. The record is from the annotation of a GenBank genome assembly.
AUGGGCCAAAGUCUGUUAGAAGCCUUACAUGUGCGAGUGGAGGGGUCUGGCAAGAAAAUCCUUGUCCUAGCCCAUGGUUUCGGCACCGAUCAAUCAGCAUGGAAGCACAUUCUUCCAUUCUUCGUGCGCGAUUACCGUGUUGUCCUUUAUGACCUUGUUUGUGCAGGCAGUGUCAACCCUGAAACCUUCAAUUUCUGCCGUUACACGUCUCUUGAUGCCUAUGUCGAUGACCUAUUGCAUAUCCUCGAUGCCCUUGGUGUCGAUCGUUGUGCUUAUGUUGGUCACUCCGUCUCUGCCAUGAUCGGGAUUUUGGCCUCUAUUCGCCGCCCGGAGCUCUUCACCAAACUCAUCCUCAUAGGGGCUUCUCCUAGAUUCCUCAAUGAUGAAGACUACCAUGGUGGCUUCGAACAAGGAGAAAUCGAGGAAGUGUUAUUGGCAAUGGAGUCUAAUUACGAGGCAUGGGUAAACGGUUUCGCUCCUUUAUCAGUGGGAGCCGACGUGCCGGCGGCAGUGAGGGAAUUUAGUCUGACAUUAUUCAAUAUGAGGCCAGACAUAGCACUAUUCGUGUCACAAACUGUUUUUAGUAGCGACUUAAGGGGUGUAUUAGGCCUAGUGAAGGUGCCAUGUUCGAUAAUCCAAACUGCUAAAGAUGUGUCGGUGCCGAUGUCAGUUGCGACCUAUCUGAAGAACCAACUCGGCGGGCUGAGCACGGUGUAUAUGUUGGAUACUGAGGGCCAUUUGCCUCACCUUACUGCCCCUAAUAUGUUGGUGGAAAAGCUCCGGCUAGCUUUAUCUGGGUGA